AACGCAAGGGUUGGCAAUAGCAAGAAGAACAUAGCAGAGUACAGCAAGCAUGUUCAGAAGUAUAGUGGCAAAAAAUAUACCUUGUGGUAUCAGGGUAGCGACAUAUCCCAUCAGCCUCACAAACAACGGCUUCAAGUUUGUCAGAUUCAACUCAACCCAAAAUAAAGCCAAGGCUGAACAAAUAAAGUCCAGUCUUGACCAACUUAAACUGACCGACCCAUUAGCCAGCUCGGCAGCCGAAUCCAAGGCUUCCACCCCCAGCUUUGAAAUUGAUGCUUUGUUAAACAGAACUAUCGAAUCGGACACCACCGACAUAUUCCAGAAUAGCUAUGGAUCAAGAUUUGACAAUAACAUCGAACAAACCCCCCGUGACAUCGCAAAGACUUUCCGUGAAUUCAGCAUGAGUGCCGGUAGAAGCGUUGAUGUGCGAUACGGAAACGUUGGCAGAGGGUUGCAGCAGCUUUCCGGAAUCAUGUCUAACAAUAAGAUCUUUUAUUUGGCCAGAAGACAAAAGAGACACAUUAGACCAGCAUUAUUGAGAAAGCUCAAGAAGAGAGAAUGGUGGAGAAGGAAGUUUGCUGGAGAUUUCCACACCUUGAUGCAAAAGAUCAACAAUGCCAAGAGAAGAGGUUACUAAGCACUUUCUGGUUGCGUUGCCGUGUAUAGCAUUAGACAGUCAGUUGUGUAUACCAGCUGGCCACCCCAUCCCCCAGUUCUCUAUAUUUAAUGUACUUGUAAAUAUACCAUCCACUUGUAAUG
Molecule: messenger RNA, 759 nt
Organism: Spathaspora passalidarum NRRL Y-27907
Lineage: Eukaryota; Fungi; Ascomycota; Pichiomycetes; Serinales; Debaryomycetaceae
Product: mitochondrial 37S ribosomal protein bS21m
Exons: 1
Coding region: 50-637 (195 amino acids)
Biological process (GO): translation; mitochondrial translational initiation
Cellular component (GO): ribosome; mitochondrial small ribosomal subunit
Molecular function (GO): structural constituent of ribosome
Source: RefSeq, a predicted model, not a curated record